This is a messenger RNA of Postia placenta MAD-698-R-SB12, 1218 nucleotides long. RefSeq lists its product as hypothetical. The transcript has 11 exons. The record is from RefSeq and is a predicted model, not a curated record. Lineage: Eukaryota; Fungi; Basidiomycota; Agaricomycetes; Polyporales; Adustoporiaceae. The annotation marks the transcript as partial.
UCGCUGUGGUUCUGGUUGAUCCAAAAUCACGCGCAAGCGAGCGGACUUAUGGUCAUCCCCGUUCCGUUCGCGAAAUUGACUAUCGUGGCCGUCCAUGGCUUCUUUGUCAUCAACAUAUGGAAACAGGGAACUCACCUUCUUGGCGGUUAUCCUGGCUCUACUGGCAUUCUGUACGUUCUGCUGUUCUCUGAUGAUGAUGCGACUACGACAAUCGCAAACAACCUGGUCUCGGGUGUCUUGGGAUUGGCCGCUGCAUUCGCGGCCGACGUUUAUAUCACGGCUGCCUUAUGUUUCGUAUUGUACGGGCGCCGAACUGGUUUCCAACGUCUAUUCCAACUCGCCGCAUGCAUCUCGUUCGGUGCAUCAGUCAAUACCGCUGUCGUGCCUUGGGCACUGUUCAUCAUCCCAGGAAACUCUGGUGUGCCACAUCUGCACGAUGAAGAGUUCGGUGCGGCUAACUACUCAAACCACAGUCUACGUCAACUCGCUGAUGGCUACGUACGGCAUCCUAUUUCCCACGCGAUGAUGCCAUACUCAGCUCAAGAUAUUAGUUUGAACUUCCGUCACCAUGUCGCUGACAUCGUAUCUAAUAGUCAGAACAACCCUCGAGAGAAUAUGGAGCUGCACAAUGUCUCUGCCCACUCUUUGCCGUCUGUAGCGCCCGAGGUGCUCUUUACCGUUGCGACCCCAACCGUGGUCGGUCUGCAACCCGGCCUCAAUACCACAAGCGAUGCCGCACUCUACGCGCAAACGAAGAUCGAUCUAAUCGACAGCCUCUUCGCCGAUCCCGACAAUGUUCCCUUCGCCCUUAAGACGUCCUUGAUCGGCCAGAGCGUGAUGCAGCGAGCCGCGCUCGGUGGUGUUCUGCUCUCGCGCGCUCAGGACCCUGCUAAGCUGUUUGAAGCUGGCAAGGCCGGCAUGCCCCUACUCAUUUUACAUGGCACCGGAGACAAGAUCAUGAGCGGUGAUGGCGCGGUCAAGGCGCUGACACCGCACUUUUCUGACAUGGAUGUGCGUAUGUACGAGGGCGCUGGCCACGCUUUGUUCCACGACAAGCAGGACGAGGUUAUCACUGAGAUAUUGGUGUUCCUAAAGCGUAUAGGCGUGGGUACUCCUUUUGCGAUCGGGAUGAUACACUCUAAUUGCAUUCAUGCAGGAAAAGACAAAGUGAAUUAUACCCAGUAUAUACCCAGUUCACUUACAGGUCGUGAUUUGUGA